Molecule: messenger RNA, 9348 nt
Organism: Priceomyces carsonii
Lineage: Eukaryota; Fungi; Ascomycota; Pichiomycetes; Serinales; Debaryomycetaceae
Gene: VPS13
Product: membrane morphogenesis protein
Exons: 1
Coding region: 1-9348 (3115 amino acids)
Biological process (GO): protein retention in Golgi apparatus; late endosome to vacuole transport; protein targeting to vacuole
Cellular component (GO): extrinsic component of membrane
Source: RefSeq, a predicted model, not a curated record
AUGUUUGAAUCUUUAGUUGCUAAUCUCUUGAAUAGAUUUUUAGGGUCUUAUGUUGAAAAUUUCGACUCAAAACAGUUGAACAUUGGAAUAUGGAGUGGAGAUGUAAAGUUAAGAAACUUGAAGCUAAAGAAAGAAUCUCUUGACAAAUUUAAAUUGCCAGUAGAUGUCAAAUGCGGCUAUAUUGGUGAACUCACUUUACAGAUUCCUUGGUCAAAUUUGAAAUCCAAACCAGCAAAAGUAAUAAUAGAAGAUGUUUACGUAUUGGCAUCGCCAAUUAUACUGCAAAACUACGAUUUAAAUGAAGAAAACGCUAGGGAGCAACAGUUGAAAAGAGAACGAUUAAAGGACUUGGAGACUAUAGAGCAAGCAGCUGCACAAAAUGAGAGCCUUGCUGACGACAUGAAUAAGAAUGAAUCCUUCACUGAAUCCUUAAUUACAAAAAUUAUUGACAACCUCCAAGUUACGAUAAAAGAUAUUCAUGUCAGAUAUGAGGAUGAUUCAGUAUAUACCGAAACCCCUUAUGCUAUCGGUCUCACGCUUAAUGAGUUGUCUGCAGUUUCUACAGACGAAUCAUGGCUGCCAAGUUUCAUAUCAAUAACACAAGUAUUUUUAAGAAAGUUGCUUACAUUGAAAAAUUUGAGCUGUUAUAUGAAUACAGAAUCCUCUAGUAUUUAUACCGAAGAUCAGGCAAAAUUACUCGCUAUAUUUAAAGAAUUCAUAGUCACAGAAAAUAAUCUUCAGGAUCUGCAAUUUCUUUUGAAACCCGUUUCAGGAACUGGAAAGUUAACAAUUCAUAAGACAGGCUCAACUGAAACAGUACCUCAUAUUAAAGCGGAGCUUUUUUUCAAGGAAUUUGGAGUGGAGCUAGACUCUCAGCAGUAUCGUGAUAUAUUGUGGACGGCUUCGAAAUUUCAUUGGUACAUGAAAACACAAAAGUUUCGUAAAUUUAGGCCAACAGUCCCAGCCCAACAAGAUCCAAAGGGAUGGUUCAGAUAUGCUGCCAAUUCUAUUUUAAAUGAAAUACAUGAGAAAAACUACAAAUGGAGCUGGGAAUAUUUCGCCAAAAGAAGAGACCAAAGAAAGGCUUAUAUUGCUCUAUGGAAGCUCAAAAUUCGUAAAAAACCUCUUUCAACUUCUCAGCAAGCUGAGCUCGAAAAUUUGGAAGAAGAAUUACCUUUUGAAGACAUUAAGUUUUACAGAUCGUUAACGAAGAAUGAAAUACGUAAAGAAACUUCCUUGUCUGCUGCCACAUCAGCUUCUACUCAGAAUUCCGGAAAUAUUCAAUCCAAUAAAGCAAGUGAUGGUGGCGGUUGGCUAUCAUAUUCAUAUUGGUGGGGUAAUGGAAAUAAUAAAGAUCAGAAUCACGAUGCUGAAAAUGACAAUCUGGACUUAAAACUCAGCGAUGAGCAACGCAAGGCUUUAUACGAUGCAAUUGAUUAUGAUGACAAGCAAGAGUUGGUAGACUCAAUAAGUCUACCUAGAGAUCGUGUCAAAUUUGAAGUACUUGCUUCCUUAGAGCGUGGUGGCUUAUCUAUUAGGCCCAAAAAGCAUGAAGAUAACUUGGCUGAGAUCAUUUUCGAGGGCUGCAAUGCUACUUAUUAUCAGAGACCAGAUUCAUUUCUUGCAAAUUUCCAAUUACAAGAAUUCAGAGUUGAGGAUGGUACUAAAAAGACGAUUUACAAGCACAUAGUAAGUGUGAAACAUUUGCAUUCAAAUUUUCAUGAGGAAGAGGAGCCCAAAGACCAUGACGAUCCAUUUUUCCAAGUUUCGUAUGAGCAGAACCCGCUUGAUAAUAGUGCUAAUUCCGCUCUCCUUGCUAAGCUUAGAUCCAUGACAAUAUUCUACAAUCCAGUAUUCAUAGAAGAAGUUGUGAAAUUUUUCACUCCUCCGAAAGCUCACUUAGAUACUGUUGGGGCGAUUAUGAAUGCGGCUGAGGCAACUGUAGAAGGAAUUACAGAGCAAACUAGAAUUGGUUUACAAUACGCUUUAGAGGAACAUAAGACAAUAAAUGCAAAGUUAGACUUGCAGGCUCCAUUAAUAAUUCUACCCUUAGACCCGACUUCUUUUGAGUCAUCUGUGGCUAUCUUGGAUGCUGGUCAUAUAAGUGUUACUAGUAGCUUAGUUGAGCAGUCAAAGAUUGAUCAGAUUAAGUCUAAACAGAGCUAUAGUGCUGACGACUGGAAGGAAUUAAAUACGUUAAUGUAUGAUCAAUUUAGUCUUAGACUCCAAGAUGCCCAGUUUUUUGUUGGCCCCAAGAUUAAAACUACAAUGGAACAAUUACAUGACGAGAAUGGAGAUAAGCCGUCGUUAGUGUUGAACAAAUUAAACAUAAAGUUAAUGCUUGGGAUUUCUAUUUUGCCAGAUGCAUAUCAUUUAGCAAAAUUCAAAGUAGGUGGAGAAGUACCUGAGAUCAGUUUGGCAUUGAAUGAUUUUCAGUACAAGACAAUAAUGCUGAUUAUCGAUGUCGCAAUCCCCAAAUUUGAAGAUAUAGAAUCAGAUGACAGCAGUAUAUUCAAUGCUUUUGGAAAUCAACAUGGAGCAUCCAUUGACUCCAUUGACUCAGACAGCGAUGAGAGAUCCCUUUUUGAAAAUAAGAGCUCAAAACAAAAUGAUCUAUCUAAUCAGCAACAUAUCUUUGAGUUCAAUUUUAUUGUGACGCUAGUUCGAAUGUCACUUUCAAGAUGUGUUGAUGGUGUGACGUUGGAGGCUGAACCAUUGGUGGAUUUGAUUGGAGAUUCAUUAGAUUUGAACUUUUAUAAUACUGCGACGCAGAUGAACCUUGAGAUGACAGUAAAAGACAUAAAUCUUUUAGAUCAUAUAGAAAAAUCUGGAGUCCCUGAAUUUGAAAAGUUGAUAUCAUCCAAUAAUUUUAUUGAUGAUGAAGAAAGAAAAGAAAAGGACUUAUUCAAACUUAAUUAUAAAAGGAGCCAAAGAGUGGUAGAUUUCAACUCUAAUGAAAUUGAAAUCUUUGAUCAAGAUAUAACCAUUGAUCUUGCUACAGUGAAAUUUGUCAUAUCACGUAAGUCCUUGUUGAGUAUAUUGAAUUUUAUCUUGAAUACAUUUACUGAUCCGAAUGCCGAACCAACUCCAGCUGAUGAACUCAAGCAUAAUGAUUCGACGAAUGAUGAGGAGGCUCCCCAAAAAAUAAAUGUUGAUAUUAAAUUGGACAGUAUUAUCAUGGUUCUCAACGAUGACGGUAUAAAGUUGGCAACUUUGGAAUUAAGUACAGCUAAUAUAAAAACAUUCAUAGUUCCAGAACUGUUGGAAGUUUGGGGAAAACUCGGAGCCUUAUCGUUACAUGAUGAGACUAACCAAGGAACCCCGGACAAUUCUUUAUUGAAAAAUUUAAUAGCAAUGGAAGGGGAUAAUUUGGCAGAAUUUAGAUAUAAAACGUUCGAUAAAGAAACUAAUUCGGAUCCCUAUACAGCUUUAGUUGAGUUCAAGACCGGUUCUCUUAUUAUCAACUUCGUUGAAGAUUCCUUAAAUAAGAUUUUAAACUAUUUAAAUCAGUUCCAGCGGAUGAAAGCCAUAUAUGACAGUGCAAGAGAGGCAGCUAUAAAUCAGGCCAGCCAAAUAGAGGGAGCUAAUAAUAUAAAGUUUGAUGUUUCUAUUCAUGCUCCUACAAUAGUUUUCCCAAAAUUGAAUACAGAUGCAGACAAUAAAUAUGAUGAAAUAACUGUCUCUUUGGGCGAGCUUUAUGCUUCUAAUGAGUUUAAGGUCGAUUCUUCACACCACAAGAACAUCAUUACGACUGGUAUUCGCAAAGUUAGCGUUCUCUCAGAAUUUUAUUUUAAAGACGCUAUUCAAUCGUCUGAAAUUCUCCACGAUUUGGAUGUUUCAUUCAAAAUAGACUAUGCAGAGGAAUAUGUCAAAAAUGAGCCUACGAUAAAGGUAGUAGGUAAAAUGCCUGAAAUCAGCUUGAGCUUAACAGAAUUGCAAGUAAACUACCUUAAGUCUCUUUCUGAAUCAAUCACUCGGGUAUUCACGUUUGACCCAGAAGAAGUAAUGACCGAUAUUGAAGCCGAUGCAAUCAAUGCUAACGCAGUUGUCAGACAUAACGUCUCAGGAGUUCAGAGUAGUGAAACCAUUUCUAAUAGCCCACAACAGGAAACAAAAGAUGAUAAGAUUCCAGACGACCAUACAAAGGUAGACCUUUCAUUUGAGCUUCCAAUGCUCUCGGUGUCUCUUUUUAACAAAACAUUUGGUUUGGCCGACUUCAAUUCUCAGUCUCUCUCUGAAAUGAACUUAGGAGGCUUGAAAGCUUCUUUCUGUAUGGAAGAAUGUGGCAAUUUUACUUCUGAUGUUACAGUUAACUCAUUAACUGUCAGGGAUAUUAGGAAGGGAACGAGUAAUAAGUUUAGAGAAAUUAUUCCACUGACUAAUAAUGGAAAGGAUCAGUUCGUGGUCUCGUCGUCUUCAAGUGGUUCUGCUAAAGCGAAAUCUAUUACUAUCAGUGCAGCUGUAGAUAGCCCAAGGACUAUUCUUGCUAUUGAUUGGUUAAUUGAGUUGCAAGGAUUUUUUGAUAAAAGUUUCGCAUCUAAUGCAUCCCCCAAAUCACAUCCUAACGAAGAUGCUCGCAAUUUGGAUAUGGUUUCGUCUCGUAGGAGCUCUGUUGAGGCUAACACUAAACCUAAUGAUACGACUGCUCCGAAUAUCGGAUUUUCAGUUGACAUAAAGGAACCUUCCGUAACUAUUUUGGCAGAUCCAUGUGACGAAAAAACUGAAGCAAUUGUAUUCAAGGUGGAACAAAUACAACUAACAAGCCAGAAUAUUUUAUCUCUAGCCGCAAGCAAUAUUGGUAUGUUUUUGUGCACAAUGAAUGACUUUGAUAAUAUGAACUAUAGAAUAAUCGAUGAUUUCUCAAUCUCCCUCGCCCAUGACUCAAGAAAUUCAACUCCUACUAAACUUCUUACUAAUGUUCAAGCUUCUGUUGACCCAUUAUUGUUGAGAGUUUCCUUAAGAGAUAUUAGGCUCGCCCUAAUGAUAUUUAAUAAAGCAACGGAUUACUAUAAAGUUUCCCAGGGUCUCUCUAAAGAAGAUGAUGAUAACGAAUAUAAUUUCACAGAAGAGUUCAAGAAAAGAUUGGCCCAUUAUGCCCCUUCAAUCUUGACGACCUUUACAGAAGAACCAUCAAAGAGUAGGCAUGACCUGACUUCGAGUCUUUCAGAGACAGAAGUUGUUGUCAAAGGUGAAGAAUUUAAUGCUUCUAUUGGUGGACUAAGGUUUGUCUUGAUAGGAGACGUCCACGAGUUGCCUGUCCUUGAUAUGAGGGUAAAUCCAUUUGAUAUAAGAGCAGUUAAUUGGUCCACUGAUUUAAGUGCCGAAUUGCACGUUGAGUCAUUUGUUAAUAUAUAUAAUUAUUCAUGUUCUACCUGGGAGCCUUUGGUUGAACCGUGGCCGAUCUCAGUGUAUGCAUCGAAAACAUUACCGCCAACUCAAAGUGUGGUUAUUGAUGUGGUAUCUAGACAAUCAGCUGAGAUAACAAUAUCUUCUCGUUCUAUAGCUUUGAUGUCUCAAGUCUUCUCAUUGAUCACAACGGAACAGAAGUUGAAGCCUCGAGGUGAAGAUAGUCCAUAUAAAGUCGUCAAUGAAACUGGAUAUGAGAUUGAAAUAUGGACAGAUCAAGGUAGUGGAAGCAAAUCGCGUGUCAUUAAACCUAACGAAGUAGCACCUUGGGCUUUUGAAUCUUGGACUGAGGUGCGUAAAAAUCUCGACACAGACAAUGAAGAUGGUAUCUUUGGUAUUCGUUUGAAAGACUCUCCAUUUGAAGAUGUUGGCGGAAUAUCUGCGAUGGGAGAAGGGGAAGAGAUCUUUAUGUUGUCUCCGCCAAUUAAGGGGGUGCAUAGUAGGCUAUCUUGUGAGAUCACGUUAGGGGACGAUAAAGUUAAAACUAUUUGGUUGAAAUCGACAGUAAAAAUACAAAAUGAUGCAAAUUAUGCUAUUGCUGUUAGUCUUGAACAUGACGAUCAAACGAACUCUGUGGAAAUGGUUAUCGAUGCUGAUAAGACAAGAGCUCUUCCAAUUGAUGCUGUUUACAGUGGAUCAAUUAGAAUAAAGCCACAUAUAGAGACAGCUUACGCCUGGUCUGAUGAGAAAUUAUUUUUGAGAAACCUGCCGGAGGAUGCUCCCUUGAGAUGCGCUUCUUUGGAUCCUGGUGAUAAGACGUCAUAUUUUUAUCAUGCAGAGACGGUUUACGAUAAAAAUGAGCCCUUGGCUCGAAUUUAUCCACAUCUUAAAUUAAUCAUAUCGGCACCAUUGCAGGUUGAAAAUUUGCUUCCUUUCGAUAUAUCUUACCGUUUAUAUGAUAAAAGCUCCAAGAAAGACUGGAGUGGGACCAUUGAAAAAGGAAUUAAUAGCUAUAUUCAUGUUGUCAGCUUAAAGAGCCUUCUUUUGCUAAGCGUCACACCAAAAGGAUGCAACUUUGGAAAAUCUGAUUUUGCAAUUAUUAAUGCUCCUAGCAGUAGUGAAUUCAAGAGGGAAAAUAUUUUGACACUCAGGAAUAAAGACGGUCAACUUUUAAAGCUAAGGAUUCAUUAUCCAAAGAAUACUCAAGAGAGUGCUGGAAUAAAAGUAAUUGUUUAUUCUCCUUAUGUUAUUCUUAAUAGAACGGGCCAAAAUAUAACCGCUAGUGAGAGGGGUAAUCAAAUGAUUUCGAUUGGAAAAUCUUCUUUUAAUCCAGUCACUCCAAGCUUAUUUUCUUUUGAUAGGCAUGGAGAUAGAAGAAAUAGAGCUUUAUUGAAGAUAAAUGAUUCGACGUGGACUCCGCCAUUAAGUUUUGACGCCAUUGGGCAGUCCAUUGAAACCAAAGCUCAAGUAUCAGGUAAACAGGCCGAAAUAAAUGUGGGAAUAACAGUUUUGGAGGGUGAGGGUAAGUAUAAUUUAACAAAAGUGGUUACUAUUGCACCCAGAUAUGUUAUACGGAACACCCUAGAUGAAGCCAUUCAGAUAGUCGAGAAUGGUUCAACAAGACAAACCGAAUUGGAGCCAAACAAGUUGGUUCCGUUGUAUGGCUUACUUCGGACAGAGAAGAAGAGCAUGAUGUUAAAAUUUUCGCAUUCUUCAAAAACUUGGUCUUCUCCCUUCGCCCUUGAUGAUAUUGGGCAACUUUUUAUUAAAGUAUAUAAAGAAGACAUCGGGCAAGUACUUCUAAAGGUUAAUAUCUUGAUUGAAAAUGCUACAAUAUUCAUUCAAGUUGAAAAUGCCAAUAAUAGUUGGCCAUUUUCCAUUCGUAAUUUCAGUGAAUCAGAAUUUUAUAUUUAUCAAAACAACCCAAAUGUUAACGCAAAUGGAGAAGUUGUUAAAAGUGACAUUGACUAUAAGCCAAUCUACUAUAAAAUUCCACCAAAGAGUGUUAUGCCUUAUGCUUAUGACUAUCCAAAUGCCGUUGUCAAAGAGCUCGUUAUUAGAUCGCAUGGAAGGGAAAGAUCUGUGAAUUUAGCAGAAAUCGGAAAUUUGAAGCCAUUUAGAUUACCCCCUACAGACAAUGCUGAUCAGGAAAUUGUUGAUUUGAAUGUAGUUGCUGACGGUCCAACACAAUCUUUAAUCAUCACUAACUACGAUCCAUCAGUUAGCUUGUAUAAGCUUCAAAGCAAAUCUAAUUCAACUGCAACUGUUUCCCAGCAAUUUGAAGCAACAGAAGAGGAUGAAAAUUAUCAUACGAGAUUGUUGACUAAGUUUGAAGGAUUUGGUAUUUCAUUGAUUAACGCCCGAAACCAAGAAUUAUGUUAUGUGACGUUAAGAGGUUUAGAGGUUCGUUAUAAUGAGUCAGAUUUGUAUCAGAACUUGAGUAUUAAACUAAAAUGGAUUCAGAUUGACAAUCAGUUAUAUGGUGGAAUCUUCCCAAUCGUUUUGUAUCCUACUGUUGUUCCAAAGUCCGGCAAGGAGAUGAACAAUCAUCCAUCUUUUUCGGGAUCCGUCUCAAGAGUAAAGGAUGACUCACAUGGAGUUUUGUUUAUCAAGUAUGCCACCAUCUUGUUGCAAGAAAUGACGAUAGAGAUUGAUGAAGACUUCUUAUUUGCAUUGAUAGAAUUCUCGAAGAUUCCAGGUGCAAGCUGGAACAAUGAACAAGUUGACGUUCUUUGUGACUAUCAUUUAGAAUUACCUGAACCAAAGUCUUUAUCUGAGAGAAGUGAUAUCUAUUUUGAAGCCUUGCACUUGCAACCCACUUUGACUAAUUUGUCUUUUGUUAGGACGGAAAGAGUGAAUGCAGAGAACAGGGUAGCGUCUUCCCAAAACACUCUCAUGUUCUUCUUCAAUGUAUUAACGAUGGCUAUUGGAAAUAUUAACGACGCACCAAUAAAGCUAAAUGCCUUAUUUAUUGAAAACAUUAGAGUUCCUAUACCUAUUUUGAUAGAAUCAAUCAAGACUCACUAUGGACAGUCCUUUUUCUAUCAAGUUCACAAGAUUUUGGGCUCUGCAGAUUUUCUCGGUAACCCAGUUGGAUUAUUUAAUCAAAUAUCAUCUGGUGUUUUAGAUAUCUUUUAUGAACCUUACCAAGGAUUUGUCAUGAACGAUAGGCCCCAAGAAUUGGGUAUUGGCAUUGCUAAAGGAGGAUUGAGUUUCUUGAAGAAAUCCAUUUUUGGGUUUUCAGAUUCUUUUGCAAAAGUCACAGGCUCUCUUGCAAAAGGAUUGUCGGUUGCUACGCUUGACACAAAGUUCCAAGAACGUCGUCGUCUAAAUCAGCACCGCAAUAAACCAAAGCAUGCACUCUAUGGAUUCGCAUCCGGAGCCAAUUCCUUCUUCGAAUCCAUUUCAUCAGGAGUUACAGGUAUCGCAACAGCACCUAUUGAAGGUGCCAACAAGGGUGGAGCAUCUGGUUUUUUCCGUGGAAUCGGAAAGGGCGUCGUCGGGCUACCUACAAAAACUGCCAUUGGUUUCUUUGAUUUGGCAUCAAACGUUAGUGAAGGUAUCCGUAAUACCACUACCGUAUUUGAUGCUGAAGGGUUAGAUAAAGUAAGAUUGCCUCGUUACAUAUCUUAUGAUCAUGUUAUCAGGCCAUACUCUCAAAGAGAAUCACAAGGUCAGUUUUGGCUCAUGUCUAUUGAUGGUGGUGUUUACUUCAAUGAGACUUAUCUCGCUCAUUUAGUAUUGCCUGGAGAGGAAAAAGCCAUUAUAGUGACUUUUAAGAAGAUACUAUUGUUUGACAUAAAUACCUUGGUCAGUGUUUGGGUGAUUUCAUAUGAUCAGAUCAAAGCAAUCUCAAUCGAUUCAACAGGUAUUACAGUAGGUUUGAAGAAGAGAGAAGGUCCAUUUAUACCAAUUCCAGAGAAGCAAAGUCGAACAUUCUUAUACGGUCGGAUUAAAAUAGCAGUUGAAGAAUUCAACAAGCAUUGUCAAGUUGUUAUAUGA